UGGCACACAGAGGCUGCGUCAGAUUGUAGGCAACCCUCAUUCAUUCGUUCAUUUCAUAUUGUAUUAUUCUACAGUCAAUAUAUUGUGCUAUCAACAAUGAGCGACUCCACUCUCUCUCUCUCGUCACACCUGAACGAGCAGCGUCCACGCAUGCGCACCACUCUCCCUACGCACUCGCGCUCAACCGGUGUCCGGGAGAAAGCUCGUGCCAGUUUUACGGGGUAGGUCGGUGGGAGAGGUCUACUCUGUGAGCGUGUGUAACACUGGCACGGGAUCCGUUUCUUCUAUACCGAACAACAUUCUCCUCGGUUUUGACUAGGAAUAUAUCUACGUGUGCAUGCUCCGAUUUAACGGCCUCAACCAGACUAUCCAGUCUGAUCCCUCAACUUUGCCUCACUCCCCUUUCCUUGCUUUGACCAAUCAGCAGCUGGGAUGCAUGUGAUGAGCAGAAUCACUCCAGCCAAUGAGAAAAGAGUUUCCAGAAAGUGGAUGCGUUUGAAGUUAUGUCUCUGCCCCCUGCCUCUACAAUUCCCGUCCCUGAUGGCAACAAGACGGGACCUCCUCUCCCCCCUCCUCCUCCCCCCUGCGGUCCUCCUCCUCCCCCACCUCCCCCACCCGGGGUGGUAGACCCCGUAGGAGGGAUAAAGAAGAGGAGGGUCCGGAGCUUCUUCUGGAAACCCAUACCUGAAGACCAGGUGAAGGGGCGGGCCAACCUGUGGACACAGCUUCCUGUGCAGCAGCAGCAGUACUACAUAGACGUCCAGACCAUCGAGGAGCUGUUUAGUCAGACGGACUGCCAAUCAUCUGGGGUUACCUCUGUGACUAGGGGGGGGAAGGCCCGAGGCUCCCUCAGAGAGACCAAAGAUGAGAUCAGUAUCCUGGACUGGAAGAGAGGGAUGAAUGUGGGAAUUUACCUCAAACAGUUCAAGAAGUCCAACCAGGACAUAAUAGAGGAUAUUCGCUAUGGCAACAGUCAUUCAUACGGAGCGGAGCUUCUUAAAGAGCUGCUCAAACUACUACCUGAGACUGAAGAGGUGAAGAAACUUAAAGCGUUCCGAGGCGAUCCCUCUAAACUCUCAUUGGCCGAUUCCUUCAUGUUCCUGCUCACCCAAGUGCCCAGUUUUGGGGUGCGUAUCAAGGCCAUGGUACUGAGAGAAGAGUUUCCCCCAGCCUGUGAGAACAUGAGUCGCGACAUCGCUGUCCUACGAACCGCCACAAAAGAGCUCCUGGUCUGUGAGGAGCUUCAUGCCAUCCUACACCUGGUGCUACAGGCUGGAAACAUCCUCAACACUGGUGGUUAUGCUGGUAAUGCUGUGGGUUUCAAGCUGUCCUCUCUCCUGUCUCUGGCUGACACCAAGGCCAACAAACCUGGCAUGAACCUGCUGCACUUUGUAGCUCUGGAAGCACAGAAGAAGGAUGAUAAACUUCUAGAGUUUCCUGGAAAACUUCAGCAUGUCCAGUAUGCAGCACGGAUAUCGGUGGAGAACGUAGAUGCAGAGUUCCAGUCGCUGUCGUCUCGUAUAUGCUCAGUAGAGGAGAGCAUCCAGGGAGAGACAGAGCUGCUGCUGCAGCUGGACCAGUUCCUACAGAAUUCGACAGCAGCCCUGGUUGAGUUGCGAAGGCAGAGACAGGAGUUAAGGAACGAAGGGAACAAUCUGAUCGACUUCUUCUGCGAAGACAGAGAGUCCUUCAGGCUGGACGAGUGUUUCAAAGUGUUCCAAGACUUCUGCCUGAAAUUCCAGAAAGCAGUCAAGGACAACCUGGAGCGUGAGCUGAAGGAGGUGUCUCGUCGUCGGAUACAGGAGCUCGAGGAGAAACGCCACUCGUGGGCGGGCGGAGAGGAGGUGGGCGGGGUCUUCGGAAUGCGCAGCAGCAGCGAGACGGACAUAGAGGUGGCUCUUUCCCAGGAGGAAGGGCUCAUCGAGCUUCUCAAGUCCCGCCCAUGCUCGCCGCACAGCCCCAAGAAUGCACUGGGGCGUUCCGGAAGCGUCCGCCGUUCUCGCGGUUCUGCAUCUGCAGCGGCUGACCGUCAGCUGACUAGCCUGCUAACUCUAGGCAUCACCUCUGACGUUAAGGUCGUAGGGGGGUCACCGAAUCCCGGGCGCCGACUGUGGAGGGGGGCCGAGCAGCGGGAUUCCUCCCCCAUGAGGUCACCUGAAACUGGGCUGAGGAGUCCAAACAUCUCCCCUCUGAACCGGCUUCAGACCCAGGGACCUGCGGGUCACACUCAACCCCAGAAUCAGCACCCUCAGGUAGACUGGCCUGGUCCACACUCACCUUCCUCUAUACCCACCUCCUUAGGUCCGAGGUACAGUCACCAUAAACCUCAACCUGGCGUCAACUCAAAUCACAGCCCUCAGACAGCAACCACAGACCACAAACCUGGCACAGACCUGAACCGGACCACUGACCCUGACAACAACCAGAAACAACCCAGUAGUCUGACCGCCAACCUUGAACGACACAAUCUGGUUCCUAAGCUACAAGCGUUCGACCUCGUCUUGACCCCACACGGUCACGACCUGGGAGAUGUCGUCACCGACACAGACCUGGAGAAGGACAUUCCCAGGGACUCUAACCUCACGGAUACACAGAAGAAUUCCCAAGGGCGUUCUGAGGGGUGGGAACAGAGGGAGGAAGAGGUGGAUGGGAAUAGUAGGAUGGUGGCUGCAGGGAUAGUGAAUGAGGAGCCUCCUGUGGGUGAAGUAGAGGAGAAGAAGGGUGUGUCUCAGACAGAGACUGAUCGAUCUCCAUCCACAGCUAUUAUAGACCUCUCCUCACACGCACAGAGCGGUGACGACCACACGCACACUGACGAGGCUGAGAGUCCAACACACCAGGUAUCCGCUUCUUCUAUGGCUGAGUCCCCAGCCAAUAGCAUGCCUUCAGAAUCUCAACCCACAAAUGAGUACUCAGUGCCUGUGUCCACCACUGACCAGUCAGUGCCUGUCUCCUCCGAUGAGUCAUCGGUUCCAGCAGUGUCUACCUCAACCAAUGAGCUGCCUGCGUCAGUCACCGCUGGUGCCUCUGAUAGGUCAGCCCAGGGUACGAAUCCCAAGACCAGCCAGGUCUCUAAGCCUUCCAGACCCGCCUCGACCACCACCACCACCACCAGCGGGCGAAAAACUGUCAUCCGCACCCUCAACUCCUCAGAGAACCAGGGCAUGAGGCGUGUGGUCCCUAUCUUCAAGGCCAGUCGACGUGGCUCGAUCCCGGGUAAACAGGUGGAGAAACCCCCUGGUCACCAGAGCUCUGGUCCACGGACCACCACCACCACCACCACCUCUAGCCCAGCCAACCGCUCUCUUAGACGGGCAGAGAGGAGCUCCGCCACACCCCGUCGCAAUAGCCUCCAGGUCGACGACCCCAAGGCCGUGACCACCACGGGUGUCCACGGCAGUGCCCGAGACCAACCCCAACCUUCCACCCUCCAGAGGAAGCCGUCCGUCCGAAAGCCUCUCCGCCCCGUCGCCCCCAGACCGCCUCCAGAGGAAAAGAUGUGCCGCUCCACCCUCCGAGCCCUCGCUGCCGCCGGUGGGGCUGUUCCAAUAGCGGAGGGUGGAGGAGGUAACAGCCUCAGUGCCCCCUCGACCCCCUCCCACCGUGGAGGCGUCUCCAACCCCACCCCCCUCCCUGGAUUUGCCAGAAACACGGCCGCUUCCUCUUUCAGACGGACCGCUCUCGCCCCCCCGGGGAGUACCCUCACCCCUUCUAAAAACUCCCCCCGUUCCUCCCCUGUCCCCUCUCCCGGACCGUCACCCCUCAGCCGGGCGGGGUCGUUGAGACACCACAGGGUGACCCCCGCGGGCCCCCCAGGCACAGACAACCCCAUCAGGAGAACACAAAGUAUCAAGGGACCCCUCCGCGCCCCGAUCCCCAACUCCCUGCCCCCACAGACCCUCCCUGACUCGCUGGCGCAGCCUAAAGGGCAUGCAGGUAAAAACAGCAGCAGUUUCUCUGACAAGUCCACCCACUACAGAGACUUCAGUAAAGCACUGAAACCCACCUGGAGAUAGAGGCCUAGUUCCAAUACCGACAACAUACUUCCUUUUCUCUGGCCUAGUUCCAAUACAGACGACAUACUUCCUUUUCCCCGGCCUAGUUCCAAUACUCACAACAUAUUUCCUUGCUUCCUUUUCCCCGGCCUAGUUCCAAUACAAACUACAUGUCACAUCAAUUAUCUUAUGUUCUCCAGAUCUACAGGGUCGAGUCUUUCAAAAUUUAUAGAAAUAGAAUUAAAGGACUUUUUAAAGAUGUAAAUUAAGUCUAGAUUUGUAUUUUUGUGAUCGUGAUUUAUCUAUCUCUAUCUUAUAAUGUUGUCAUUGUAUGAAAGAAACCUUUCUACGUCCCAAAUAGCCCUCUAUUCACUUUAUAUUCACCUUUAUUCACCUUUAUCCAGGGCCCAUAGGGCUAUAGUGCACAAUGUAGGGAAUAGGGGUCCAUUUGGGACAGAUCCAUGAGUAAGUUUGAUCUAGCUGUGUUUUCUGUAAAGCCUGUUCCCAAAUUUGUUUGUUUGUAUUAGACCAAGUCCCCUGAUUUAUCAACUGUCAUGUCCCGGGCCUGUAUUCAUAAAGCCUCUCCUAGUAGGAGUGCUGAUCUGGGAUCAGGUCCCCCCGUUUGUUUAUAUCAUCUUAUUCAUUGGCUGCAUUAAAAACAGGCAGCCCAAUUCUGAUAUUUUGCCCAGUCAAAAGACCAAUUAUUGCCAAAUAGAUCAGAAUUGGGAUGCCUGUGUAAACGCAGGCCAUCGUGAUCUAAAAUACUAACCUGAUUCUAGAUCAGCACUCCUCCUCGGAGAUGCUUUAUGAAUACAGGCCCAGGACAUGUUGGCUGAAGCACAAACUGAUCUGGGACCUGGCUAUAUCGUUUUUUUUGUAUAUUUGAUUAAUGAUACAAUGAAUAAACGUGUACACUUUAA
Messenger RNA from Salmo salar (Atlantic salmon), 4915 nucleotides. The record is from RefSeq and is a predicted model, not a curated record. Lineage: Eukaryota; Metazoa; Chordata; Actinopteri; Salmoniformes; Salmonidae.